Pistacia vera is the source of this 1377-nucleotide messenger RNA. RefSeq lists its product as uncharacterized. Bases 1 to 1377 code for a protein of 458 amino acids. NCBI's taxonomy places the organism in Eukaryota, Viridiplantae, Streptophyta, Magnoliopsida, Sapindales, Anacardiaceae. The transcript is spliced from 4 exons. Gene Ontology annotation, biological process: lipid metabolic process. The record is from RefSeq and is a predicted model, not a curated record. Gene Ontology annotation, molecular function: glycerophospholipid phospholipase A1 activity.
AUGGCUUCAUGUCAAGUUAACCUCCCACACAACUUAGACCUCAUUCUUGACAAUGCUGAUGAUCAAUCCCUGAAAGACAAAGCCCGUGAUAAGCUGAUUGAUGAGCUUCACGCUGGAGUUUUCCUGAACAACAAGAAGCAGAAGUUUUUUGUUGACAUGAUUACUAGUGCCAACUCAUUCGAAUUGUAUGCGACGGAUCUCUUAAUCGCUUGGGGACAAGAUACACGUUAUUGGAAGUGGACUUCUAUGAAAGACACUAUUGGUGUUCAAAUGGAGAUGGCUGAACUAGUGGAAGUAUGUUGGCUUGAUGUGAAAACAAAUUUCCCUACACAAAUGCUAACUCCAGGGACUUCUUACGAAGUUUCAUUUGUCUUAAAGACGAAGGGGGGAGCUGAAGGAUUUGCAAAGUCUCCAGUGACGCUGAAGCUCGACCUCCCCAACCAAAAGCCAGUUGAACGCACGGAAGAUUUAAGUUAUAUGCAAGGAGAAAAAUGGAAAGAGAUCCGAGUUGGUGAGUUUGUAACUUCAUGUAACAUGUCUGGGAACAUGAAAAUCUUAAUGUAUCACCACGAUGAUUUUACGAUUAAGAAAGGGCUUGUCGUCAACAAAAUCAUCAUUCGCCCAACGACAAGGAAAGUGUUUAGUGGGAAGAACUACUGGGGUGGUCUCCUGGAAGAUCCUCAUGUUGAUCUCAGAAAGUAUAUAACUUUCUAUGGUGAAAGAGUUGAUGCAAUUUAUGACUCCAUCAAUGACGAUAAAACUGAUCCUUCGAGGUUUGGCUUUCCCAAAUACGAAGAAACAAAACUAUUUUCUGAAGUUGGCCUGGAUAAAGACAACAAAAGCAAGAUAUACGAAGUGAAAAAGUAUAUCUAUGCCAAGAUCGAUGUUCCUUUCCCAGUUGAGUUGGUUAGCCAGGACAGAUCCACUUGGAUAGGUUACGUGGCUGUGGCCACAGACUAUGGAGUAAAAGUGUUAGGAAGGAGAGACAUUUUGGUUUGCUGGAGAGGAACCUCCUCUGACGCGGAGUGGAUUAGAAUUUUCAGUUCCUCUAACCUGUGUGAAGACAUAUUCCCUUCAUCCGUCAUCCCACGGUGCACCAGGGAUUUCACUCCAUCUACACAACGCCAAAAUCGGCUUCCAAAAAAACAAGUGCUAGAGAUCAGGUUUUCGAGGAAGUUAGAAAAUGGGGAAAUGAAUACCAAAACGAGGAACAGUAUAACAGUAACAGGGCACAGUCUGGGCGCAGCUCUUGCUACAAUGAAUGCAGUUGACAUGGUUUCUAUGGAUAAUAUGCCCAUUUCCAAUCCAACAAGGAAUUCUUGGUCACAGCAUUCGCGUUUGCGAGCCCCAAGGUUGGAGACGUUGCUUCCAAACUGA